Monascus purpureus is the source of this 2435-nucleotide messenger RNA. NCBI's taxonomy places the organism in Eukaryota, Fungi, Ascomycota, Eurotiomycetes, Eurotiales, Aspergillaceae. The record is from the annotation of a GenBank genome assembly.
UUCUUCUCCCACGAUCCAUCCCAUCCCUCUGCAAUCCCUCUGCAGUCCCAUCUGUCACUACCUUCCCCAUACCUACUUGUCUGUCAUCAACUCCGUAUUCUGAUAUCUCCCAAAAUGGCGGUCCGCCGCUCCGCUCGCAUCAGGGAGCGUCAGUCCUCCGCCGAGAUCCAGACUCCAAAUUCUCAUUCUAGAGCUCCUGAGAAGCUGUCCUCCGUUACGGAACGCGAUGAAACUCGCGUCAUUGAUGCCCAGUCUAACGUCGAAACUACCGCUAUCGCCUCACCAUUUGCGUCCGUCCCCAAGACUCCUGACCAUGAUCCUGCCACCCAUAAGAAACCCCCCACCUAUGCAAAGACACCUACUAGCACGGGAAGGGUUCGUCCGUCCCACGAAGAGAUGCACCCGAGUAAAGUGCAUCAGAGUACGACCAAGCAAGCGGACUCGGGCUUGGUUCUAGGCUUCAAGCCUGUUAAGAAGGAUGAAAAUGGAAAUGUUAUUAAAGAAGGGCCGGUUGAAAAUACUCCUACCAAGGCAAAGGGUCCUCGGACGAACCAGCUCGGUACUCCUACUUUUGAGUUUUCAUUCGCCUCUCAAGAUGCCCAGCUCAGCGAGGACGCCAAGAGACUCAUGGAAAGUGUUCGUGAAGACGUCGGUAGAAUAAAGGCGCAGAUGGUUGCGGAAAAGAACAGUAAGAUGCACAAUGGGGAGGAUACUGAGAAUUUUCAGGGAGAUAGGAAGAUCGCCAAGCCAAAGGGCAUAGCUGGCCGUUUCAGUGCUGCUCACAUGGCCCAGUUUAAGAAGAUGGAUUCUAUUGCCGGCCAUCCCUCUGCUUUCAGAGCGGCGCCUGGUCGUUUCCAGCCGGUCAUCAAAACUCUCAAGAGGACACCCUCCAAGGCUCGCCUGGAUGAGGAAACCGAGAAGACCCCGAAGCCGUCUGAAUCAACCCCUGUUCGCAAAUCUAUGCCGUCACCAGCGGUGACUGAUAGCCGUGCAAAGCGUGUCAAGCAUGUUUUAACCGACGAUGCUUCAACUCACCGAUCUGAAUCUAAUGAAGGCCCUGCUUCUGCGAAAUCCGUGGACCCGUAUCCCCGAACCGCAGCCCAUAAUCUUCUUCGGACCCCAGUAAAACCGACCAUUGCACGUUCUUCCAGUGUCAGGCCCCACAGGCCUUCGAAGAUUCCUUCCCUCGCGGAAUCGUCUGCAUCAAAAGCUUUUGCCACUCCACAUGCCCCCCAGACCGAGUUCAACCCUAAACUAAAGAGUAAUCUGCCGACCUUUGGCAAUCUCAAGUCCAUUCUCCGCCGUCAUCAACCGUUGUUUUCAAGAGAUCCCACGAAGAUUGCUGCUGGAACGCAUCUUGCCGCGCCGGAUUUCAGCUCCAAUAUGUUGCUCGGUGCUUCCCGCGAAAGAACUAGUGUUCCGGACCCUGUCGAGACUCCUUCCCCUAAGAAACGCGUCGAGUUUACCUUGGAUAGUGAAUCCCAUGAAGAGCUAUCUCAGCCGUCUCCUUCGCCGUCCAAGAUUCCGACUGUACAAGCACGCACCAUGAUGUCCGACGUCGUCUACCCUACCUUGCCAGCUUUGACACCUGAAAAGGAAUCGACGUCUGCUACUCCGGUCACAUGCAAGGACAAGGUGCCGACUAUCCGUCCAGUUCGGCCGUCAGGUGUUGCGAUGAAUGCACCUCCACUUGAGAGGCUGCUCGCCGUCCCCCAUGGAAUUCAAAACAGGAAGAGACGUCGUGAGGAAACAGAAGAUGACACGGAUAUAGAGAACGUUCCUCCGACGGAUGCCACACCCAACCUUCGCCUGACAAAGAAGAUCAGGAUGACUUCUGCCUCUCCUGAGAAAGUUACCACUCCCAGCCCCGUAAAACGCCGUUCUACCGCAGUGGGUCGUACUCCCGGCAGGGCAACUCCUAGUCACACUCCUGUCCGCUUUGGAAGCCCUGCCAGCGCGGGACCGAAGAGCAAGCCGGUCCUAAGCAUGAGCCGGCUGAACAUGCUUGCUAAGCCAAAGGAACGUCGUUGAAGUUAAUGGAUGGAUUGGAAAUUGGUUUAUACCCCUCUCGAGAAUCAUGGAUGAAGAUGCAUCUAGAGCUUACGAAGAGGUCUGCCUUGAUAGAUACGACAAACUGUCCCACUUAUUUCUGUUUCCGGGAUUUCUCAAGUCAAGAAUCAUGCUGUACAAGUUUUUCCCCCUGUUUCUCUUGGAGUGCUGGCGCUUUAGGGAGGAGUGCAUUUGGCGUUGCCAUCGGGAUGCCACCAUGGCUUUUGAUUGUUUCUCAGCAAUGCAAUGACCGGACUGUAAUGAUAGUCGAGCUCUGGUAGCCUUCAUAGAACGUGUGCGAUAUACCAAGGUCCUUCUGGCUUCAUGAUUAAUAAUGACGAGUCGUACGGGACGGUUGAUCCUGAUCAGCCCACAUUGCAUCAGCC